AUGGAGUCCUGUGCCUUCUACGACUGCGUUCGCAAGGAUGCUCGGAAACUUCGGCCCGAAGUGGUGGUGGACGUCUGCGGCGGCCACGGCGCUCUGGCGCUGCUCUUCCUGGCGCACGGCCAGGCGCAGCAGGCGACGAUCAUCGACCCGCAGCGGCCGGCGAGCCACGCCACGCUGCGUGAGGCAUGGUCUUCGUUCGUCACUGGGCCGAUUUCCUAUGAUCAGCGGCCCUUGCAGCAGGCCCUGCCAGAAGUUCUCAAGGGCAAUUCCAAACGAAUGCUGGUGGUGGCCUGCCACGCAUGUCAACACUUGGCGCGUGAGAUCAUCGAUCACUGCAUGGCGCACAACACGGCCUUCGCGGUGUGCCCAUGCUGCCCCAAGGACCACCAAGGACAUCUCCAGGCGGCCGCCAAGUCGUUGGAGGUGGAAUUCCCUGCAGCCAUGAUCCUGGCGGAGAUGGGUCGCCUGACUGCGCAGCACUGCGCUUGUGCGCUGCGAAGCUUUGAUGCCAAGGAAGGGCUGCAGGGAAAUCGGCAAAAAUGGCAGCAGGUCUCGCCUCACAAUCGGGUGAUCUUCGGACGCCCGGGUGCCGGACCCCAAGAGGCAGCCGAGACUGGGCCAAUUUCUUAA
Molecule: messenger RNA, 630 nt
Organism: Cladocopium goreaui
Lineage: Eukaryota; Dinophyceae; Suessiales; Symbiodiniaceae
Source: the annotation of a GenBank genome assembly